Molecule: messenger RNA, 653 nt
Organism: Owenia fusiformis
Lineage: Eukaryota; Metazoa; Annelida; Polychaeta; Sabellida; Oweniidae
Source: the annotation of a GenBank genome assembly
AGAUAAAUAAGUGAAAUCCAGGAAAACAACAUGAGUUUGCUUAACAUCGUCAUAACAACCCUUAUAAUGGUUAUCUCCAUGGUACACGCAAGUUCUAUGUUGAUGGAACAAACGUAUCCUUGUAACGCAUCACAGAUAUCAUGUAAAGGGAGAUGUGGCAUCCCCCAGAGCAGAGAUAUGGGAGGUUACUAUUGCAACUGCGAUUACCCUGAGUGCAAUUACUAUGGAGACUGUUGUGAUGAUUUCGAUGACACAUGCCCCAUUGACAACGAUGACAGUAACCCGAGCGUACUCCUUGAAAAGAAUACAUUUGAGUGUAUAGAUGUCGCUGUCACUCAUGGUGUUUUUGUGAGAUCAAAGUGCAGAGAUCAAGCCAACAUGGACUCCUCUACAAUAAAUGCAUGUGAAAAUGCAAAUCGAACCGAGCCACUGUUUUUGACCCCCGUGACUGAUACAAGCAACGGCGAGACCUACAGGAACUUAUUUUGCGCGAAAUGCAAUGAUGCUAAUAGCGAAAAUAUAAUUUUCUGGAAACCGAAAAUCUUUUGUGAGUCAACAAUUAAUCGACAAAUAUCAGAGCAGUUUCAGAUAACGGAUAUUAGUGGAGAUUCAUUAUGGGAACUUCCUUUUACACAUCCAAAUUUAUGUCAAGU